AUGACUGCGAAUAAUGAGCAGAAACUAUUGCCCGGGGCAAGCAAAACAAUUCGCCCGGAGGCGUCCACCAGCAAUGGAGAUCGCGAAUACUCAUCAACCAUGGUAGCGCUCACAAUCAUGGCCUCAAGCAUAACAGCAAUGUUUUUGGUUUCUCUGGAUCGCACUAUCAUCUCAAACGCCAUCCCUAGUAUUACGGACCAAUUCCAUUCAAUCGAUGAUAUUGGAUGGUAUGGAAGUGCCUACAUGCUCACGAACUGUGCCUUCCAACUUAUUUAUGGCAGGAUAUACAAGUUCUAUUCUACACAAAAAGUAUUUCUCGUUGCAAUCGGGCUGUUUGAGAUUGGCUCUGCCGUUUGUGGGGCUGCACCAAAUUCCACAGCCUUGAUAAUCGGCAGAGCAGUUGCCGGUGCUGGUUCAGCUGGUGUUCUGGCCGGGGUCAUGCAAAUUUUAGUCCAUGUUGUCCCUCUGGAAAAACGGCCAGUCUACACUGGAGUUCUCAGCAAUAUGUCGGGAAUUGCUUCUGUUGUGAGUCCAAUUCUCGCCGGAGCUUUCACACAGCAGGUCUCAUGGAGAUGGUGCUUUUAUAUAAACCUGCCCUUUGCGGCCGUCUCUAUCGUCAUUGUCUUUCUUCUUGUUAAGACUCCGCCACCGCAGGAAGACGGUUUGCCAAUAACCGAACAGCUUCUCCAGCUAGAUAUCCACGGUCUUUUUCUAUUCAUACCAUGUGUUGUCUGCCUGAUACUGGCCUUACAAUGGGGUGGUUCUACCUAUUCCUGGAAUGACGGCCGUAUAAUUGGCCUGUGGGUUGUAUUUGGCCUGACAUUGGUUGCUUGGCUGGCAGUUCAAGCUUGGAAAAAGGAGAAUGCAACUGUCCCUGGGCGCAUUUUCUUCCAACGCAGCAUCCUUUCUAGUUUUUUGUUCUCCGUCAGCUUCGUCCCGUCAAUGGUGCUACUGGUUUAUUAUAUUCCAAUAUGGUUUCAAGCCAUCAAGGGAGACUCCCCUGUUGAAGCUGGCCUUUCAUUUUUACCCUUCAUUCUUGGCCUAAUGACAGCUGCUACUCUCGGUGGUUUAGUCACACAAAGGAUUGGCUACUACGUCCCCACAAUGAUUGGCGCUUGUGUUGUCUCUGGCGUCGGGACUGGGCUUCUCACGAACCUUUUCAAGCCCGACACAGCCCACUCGACAUGGAUUGGACUUCAAGUCCUCUGUGGCUUUGGUGUGGGGCUGGGGAUUCAGCAACCAAUCCUCGCCGCGCAAACUGUGCUUCCACCCCCGGAUAUAUCCACCGGAAUCGCGAUCAUAUUUUUUGGCCAACAACUUGGUGGCACUAUAUUCCUUCAGGUAGCCGAAACUGUGUUCAGCCAUUCGCUGAAGAAUGGCCUAGAGAAUUUGCCUGGACUGGGCCCAGAAAAGGCCGAUGCAAUCGCGAUCGCCGGUGCGACUGAGUUUCGAACAAUGGUUUCUUCGUCUCUACUUUCUGAAGUGUUGAAAGUAUACAAUCGUGCCAUAGCCCAUACAUGGUAUAUAUCACUCAGCUUGAGCUGUGUUGCCAUUAUACCGGUGCUAUUUAUGGAAUGGAGAACUAUCAAAGCCAAGAGGAGUGGAGCCAAGCGUGUAUCCGAUGCAAACCAAUUAAGAGGAACUUCGGAGACCGCCGACACCAACAGCCAGCAAGCAACGCCAACGAAAGAAGAAAAUAUCUCUUCAAAAGGCACCGAAGAUGUUUGA
Messenger RNA from Penicillium macrosclerotiorum, 1728 nucleotides. RefSeq names its product MDR family MFS transporter. Bases 1 to 1728 code for a protein of 575 amino acids. The record is from RefSeq and is a predicted model, not a curated record. Lineage: Eukaryota; Fungi; Ascomycota; Eurotiomycetes; Eurotiales; Aspergillaceae. The transcript has 3 exons. Gene Ontology annotation, molecular function: transmembrane transporter activity. Gene Ontology annotation, biological process: transmembrane transport.